Anoplopoma fimbria (sablefish) is the source of this 4380-nucleotide messenger RNA. RefSeq names its product nuclear receptor coactivator 7 (gene ncoa7b). Bases 252 to 2690 code for a protein of 812 amino acids. Lineage: Eukaryota; Metazoa; Chordata; Actinopteri; Perciformes; Anoplopomatidae. The transcript has 17 exons. Gene Ontology annotation, biological process: response to oxidative stress; regulation of transcription by RNA polymerase II. Gene Ontology annotation, cellular component: nucleus. The record is from RefSeq and is a predicted model, not a curated record.
UGUCCUGUUGGGGAUCUGGACCUUGUUCACUGGGCCUGUGUUUGCUUAGACCUGCCGCGGUGGAGCACAUUGCUUUAACAUUAACAACACUGAUAUGUGGACAAGGAAGAAGUGUGACAGGUGAUCGUCCCCAAAUCCGCAGGCUUGGACGCACUGAGCUGGUGUGAGAGUGUGAGAGAGAGAGUGUGUGUGUAAGGGUGGAUGUUUGUAUGGAUGCGAGUGACUGCAUGCAGAUUUAGGACCCCGGCCUGAUGGAAAAGAGAGACAGGAAGCCGGGAUAUUUUGCCAGGCUGAAGAGACGGCGACAGCUCAAGCAGAGCCAAUCGGAUAAGAAUGUGACCGAGCAGAACCCGGCUGUUAUUUCCUGUCCAGACAUCCCGAAUGACAAGGACCCCAAGAAGAAGACCGACCUGCAGAGAAUAACAGCAAAGCCCCAUGCAGCCUCAGACGAUGGCUGUAAAAGUAACAAUCAGGCAAAGAGGGAGAAGAAGAGACCACCAGGGACAGUGGAGUUCAUUGUGGGACCUCAUGACUCCCUCAACAGCAUCGCACUCAAGUUCAACGUCACCCCCAACAAACUGGUCCAGCUGAACAAGCUCUUCUCUCACAGUGUCUACCCUGGUCAGAAGCUGUUCGUCCCCGAUGUGAGCCUGUCAGAAGCUGACCUAAAGCCUCAGAGUUCCUCUGAUCCCUCCUGUACAAAUGGCCUAUCGGAGAAAGCAUCACAUGACGGCAGGUCACCCUGCAGGUCAACGAUGUCCCUCCGACGUGAGCUCUCCCCGAACUCAGAGGACGAGAGCCCGGCAACGGUUAAAUUCAUCAAGAUGAGCUGCAAAUAUUUCACUGAUGGCAUGGGUGUGGUGGGAGGCGUACUGAUCGUGACCCCCAACAACAUCAUGUUUGACCCCCACAAGUCCGACCCCCUGGUGAUCGAGCACGGCUGCGAGGAGUACGGCCUGAUCUGCCCCAUGGAGGAGGUCGUCUCCGUGGCGCUCUAUGACGACGUCUCGCGCAUGAAGCUCAAAGAUGCUCUGCCAUCAGACCUACCCCAGGAUUUGUGUCCUGUGUACAGGCCCGGCGAGUGGGAGCAACUGCCGUCAGAGCAAGAUCUGAACCCCUUCAGCCGCUAUAAAGCUCUUGAUCCGAAACGGCCAAUCGUCUUGGACGACAUCGAAUCAACCCUCUCAGAAACUGCGAGCACAGAGGGCGAGCAGACAGAGAAGUCUCCCUCAGACGAAGGAUUCACAGAAUUGGAGCCGACUGUCAACGGGAGCACUGAAGAGGCCGAGGGGACGUCCUCCAAAACAUCCGGCAUCGUCAUCAGGGACCAACAGGGACCAAGCCGCCCGGGCCGGGGAGACUUUCAGGACAAAUCGAUUCUUGGUCAAACUAAAGUGAAGCUUGACGAUGAAGAGGAUGAGGGCGUAGCUCAGAACAGCUCCAUCGAGGACGGCGAGUCAAUACAAUCCUCUUUAGAGACUGAAAAACAGGGCGAGUCGCGUGAUAAACCUUCAAACCAAGAGGAAACCAAAGACACAAAACCUAAAGGGACCGAAGAGCUGCUAAAUGGUGCACAUUAUGAAAUCAUCAGCGCACCAGUGGACCAAAACAGGAAAUUAAGCCUGAGGGGGACUUCUGUGGUUUGUGGGGAAUCGAAUCCUAAGAAACAAAGCCCAGACAGACCAGCAGGGGGGGCUGAACUCAGUGAGGAGGAGAGACGGAAGAAAAGCUACGAGGCGGAAGUGAAGUCAUGGCUGCUGGAGAGGAUGCAGGCUCCAAUAGAAGACAUGCUUUUCUCAUCAGAGGAGAAGAGUAAAAUCCCACCGAUGUUCCUGUGCUUCAAAGUGGGGAAGCCUAUGAGGAAGUCCUUUGCCAUCGGUAUGACCUCUAGUCCUGCCCACUCAUUUGGGGGCCGGGGGAAACAGCCGGAGUACUGGUUCGCUGUGCCACAAGAAAGGGUGGACCACCUGUAUGCAUUUUUCGUCCAGUGGUCCCCGGAUGUGUACGGGAAGGAGGCUCGAGAGCAGGGCUUCGUUGUGGUGGAGAAAGAUGAGCUGGACAUGAUCGACAACUUCUUCAGUGACCCUGCAUCGUGCAGCUGGGAGAUCAUCACCAUCGACGAGGCCAAGCGUAGGCAGAGUUUCAGCAGCUGUGACGGAGAAUUGUCAUUGGAUGCGCUGCCCAUACUCAGUGAUACCAGUGAUCUGAUGCAGGACACACACAUUGAGAAGCUUGCCUGUCGCUUGCCGGCCCGUGUGCAGAUGUACCCCUGGAGGCUGGCCUACAGCACUGUGAAGCACGGGACCAGCCUGAAGACUCUGUACAGGAGCCUGGCAGACGUGGACAGUCCCGUGCUGCUGGUCAUCAAAGAUAUGGAUAACCAGAUAUUUGGGGCUUUCGCGACUCAUCCCUUCAGAGUGAGCGAACACUGCUACGGCACCGGAGAGACAUUCCUCUUCAGCUUCUGUCCUGAAAUCAAGGUUUACCGCUGGACGGGGGAGAAUUCUUACUUUGUGAAGGGCAACACUGAUUCUCUUCAGAUGGGAGGAGGAGGUGGUCAGCUGGGUCUGUGGCUGGAUGCUGAGCUGUUCCGAGGAACCACCAACAAGUGCGCCACCUUCAACAACCAGCCCCUCUCCGCCCAGCAGGACUUCAACAUCCACAGCGUGGAGGUCUGGACCUUUGAGUAGCCUCGCCUGCUCCCAGCUACUCCUGUAGUCACUCCCAGCUCCAAAACCCCCCCCAAGUCUAUUACGCACCGCUCGGAGGCAAACCUAGCCAUCCGGCAUUGACGCUAAAUGUUCUGUGAGAGAAGCGAGUGCGGUUGUUACGUUGACUGGAAACAGAGAAGGGUUUUCUGUUGGCUGUUUCUAGGUGGGGUUUGACCUGCAGGUAGGUUGGCCAGUUCACGUCUGGGUCCUCCUUCCUUUAAAGGUGGAAGUGUGAGAAAAUGUGGUUGCUCUCAGUUCAUUAGCUGCCUUAGACAUCCGUCAACGCCUCCAGCUUCCCCAGCAUGCAGACUGCCAUAAGCUCAUGAGGAGAGAGAGAGAGAGAGAGAAGAAGGAUGCUUAUGUUGAGGUUAUCCUGAAAAAGGAUUUUAUGUGUGUAUUAAAGAACAAGGUAUCCCAUAAUGCAUUUGGUUAAUUUGUGCAGAAUUAAUGAUGUAAUUAGUAUAUUUGGGAAUGUACAGGUUUAUGUGAAGACAAAGUGAAGUUUGGAAUCUUUUUUUAUUUAAUUUUUACGAUUCAAUGAAUUUCAUACUUAAAGGUUGUGUAGUUUGUCAGGGAGAUUUUUUUGGGAUCCUCCAAAAUUAAAUUAGCUUUCAGAGCGGGAAAGGUUGUAAUUGUUUACAAUGGAGGUCUUGCACUUCCUCUGAGCGGUGUCUUGUUCUCUUAUUUUUUAGGGUUUUAGAUGACCUGAAUGAGAAUGAUGCAUUGCAUUUCCUCACAACUACAUUUUAUGUUUUAAUUCCCCCGUACAAUCCAAAACAAGCGGUAAAACCAGGUUUGCAAUGACCAAAUAUGUUCUAUUUUAAUUUCACAGUUGUUGUGAGCGCAUUAUAUUUUAUAAAAUAUUUUAGACUUUUUUUAUUUUUAAAAUUUUAUUUUUUCAUUCUGUUUUUACAAAGAAUGCUCGGUUGUGGGUUUUUUUGUUUUUUUUUUUAAUGGUUGUAUUUUUAUAGAAAUGUUAUGUUAAAUGGUUCUGUUUCUGAUUGGACCCGAUAAGCACUAUUGAUGACUGUUUGUCAGUAUUGAAUUCAUAUCUCACGCCGAAUGAUUUUAUCUCUUUUUUUUAUUUUCAUCUGUUUUGGUUGUUUUUGUUCAGAGAGCCAGUAGAGGUUUAACAUGACAUCACUUUGCACUACAAGUUUAAUGGACAGUCAAUGCUGUGUUGUGGCCCAGUGUAAUCAAGAAUUGCUUCAAUGUCAAAUUUAAACUGAAUGUUAUUUGAUUACCACUACAGGAGGGAAGCUUCCUGUCCAACCACAGGUCAGCCUCUGCUUUACUUUAAAAUGGAUGUAAAAGGGAGGGUUUGUUUUUGCACUCUGGUAUGCCACUAACUAAAGAUCCAGAUCUACUAACACGGAAAAGAAAAGUUCAUUUAUAUCUUGUGUAUCCGAUACAGGCUUGUAGUGCAUGAAUGUGCGAUACUGCAAGACUGCAUGUGUGACAUCACUGUUGUUAUACCUGCCAUACUAGUCACUCAUACCAGUUAUCGCUUCAUGUGAAAAUGAGCUUUGUUGUCUUGUGUUGUAACUGUGAAUGCUCCCUGAGUAUUAUUUCUCGUGAAUCCAAAACUGCUGUGAUAUCACUUAGGAUCUAUUUAUUGUGUUGUUAUAGCAAACACAUUUAAACCUAAAUAAAUGUUAAAUAUAUACAU